AUGACGAACAAGUUGGCAUUUGAAGCACUUGAUAGAACUUUUUGUGACCUAAUGAGUUCGAAUGUUGCUUCGGCUCGUGAUAUUCCAUUUGGUGGGAAAGUUAUUGUUCUUGGUGGUGAUUUUAGACAAGUGUUGCCAGUUAUUCUGAAAGGAACUCGUGCUGAAAUAGAGGAUGAAAUAAUUGUUGAUAUUCCAAGUGAUUUACUUGUUCCUCCAACUGACAAUCCUAUUCAGGAUAUUGUUUCAGCUAUAUAUUCAAAUAUUCAUGAUAACUAUGGUAAUGUUUCUUAUUUUCAAGAACGUGCUAUACUUGCUCCUACUGUUGAUAUUGUGCAACAGAUAAAUGACUUUGUUGUUGACAGUUUUCCUGGGUCUGAGAAGGUUUAUUUGAGUUUUGACUCUAUUUGUCGAAGUGAUUGUCAAUAUGGGAUUGACACUGAUUGGUUGACAACUGAGUUUUUGAACCAGAUUACAUGUUCUGGGAUACCAAAACAUGCUCUUAAACUGAAGAAAGGUGUUCCCAUUAUUUUGUUAUGGAACAUAGAUCAAGCAAAUGGAUUCUGUAAUGAAACUCGACUCAUUGUUCAAGAUCUUGGAGAGAACAUUAUUGGUGCUGAAAUUGUGUCCGAAAGUAACAUUGGUGGCAAAGUUUUUAUUCCUCGGAUGAAUUUAAUACCCAGUGAUCCUGGAAUCCCGUUUAAAUUUCAGCGUAACAGUUUCCAGUUAGUCUUUGUUUUGCAAUGA
This is a messenger RNA of Arachis ipaensis, 744 nucleotides long. RefSeq lists its product as uncharacterized. NCBI's taxonomy places the organism in Eukaryota, Viridiplantae, Streptophyta, Magnoliopsida, Fabales, Fabaceae. Gene Ontology annotation, molecular function: DNA helicase activity. The record is from RefSeq and is a predicted model, not a curated record. Gene Ontology annotation, biological process: telomere maintenance; DNA repair.